This is a messenger RNA of Drosophila grimshawi, 479 nucleotides long. RefSeq names its product ER membrane protein complex subunit 6 (gene EMC6). Bases 81 to 422 code for a protein of 113 amino acids. The transcript has 2 exons. Gene Ontology annotation, cellular component: membrane; EMC complex; endoplasmic reticulum. NCBI's taxonomy places the organism in Eukaryota, Metazoa, Arthropoda, Insecta, Diptera, Drosophilidae. The record is from RefSeq and is a predicted model, not a curated record. Gene Ontology annotation, biological process: protein folding in endoplasmic reticulum; autophagosome assembly.
CACGUGUGACUGUCAGAAGUAUCAGCAGCAGCAAGUUAAUUGUAAAUUUUGUGUGCUGGAAAAAAAUAAAUUAACUAAAGAUGAACAAAGUAAAAACACGACUGUCAAAAACUGGCGAUAUUGUCGCAUACAGCGAAGGCGCCAUACGCAACAACAUUUCGGCUGUCGAAUAUUGUCGCACCUCAAUGGCUGCCAUCUCAGGCUGUGCUGCUGGCAUCUUGGGAUUAAGUGCCACACUUGGCUUCUUGUUCUACUUUAUAUCGGUAUUUGUGCUCUGGAUAAUGGUGCUGAUGAAGUCAGGCACACAGUGGCGCAAGUAUUUCAUUAAUCGUAAAAAUCUACUGACGAACCAAUUCCUUGGCGGCCUUUGCACCUACGUGCUAUUCUGGACGUUCUUGUAUGGCAUGGUGCACGUCUAUUAGAAACCUCCCAACAUCAACUAGACAAAUAAACAUAGCUUAAGUUUGUGGCAAAAAGGA